Messenger RNA from Trichoderma virens Gv29-8, 1053 nucleotides. RefSeq lists its product as uncharacterized. The coding region runs from base 1 to 1053 and encodes 350 amino acids. Gene Ontology annotation, cellular component: nucleus. The record is from RefSeq and is a predicted model, not a curated record. Lineage: Eukaryota; Fungi; Ascomycota; Sordariomycetes; Hypocreales; Hypocreaceae. Gene Ontology annotation, molecular function: protein binding; histone methyltransferase activity; zinc ion binding. The transcript has 3 exons.
AUGGAGGGCAUUACAAGACAGCACUUUUUCUUCCAUGACCAGCCGGAACAUGCUGCCGAAAAGGACUCUUGCCACUUCUGCCAGCUCCGCGCAUUUCCCAUCCAUAAUGACAACCCCGUCACCAUCGUCAACUCCAAUGACCAGGCCGCCAUUCCGCCCAACUUCCGCUUCAUUGACCGCAUGGUGCUAGGCCAGGGUGUCGAGCCGGCUGAGGAUAGUUUCCGCAGCGGAUGCUCCUGUACCAGUGACGGCGAGUGCCAGUACAUGGGGUGUCUGUGCCUCGCCGACUUAGAGGACCAAGAGAGCAGCAGCAGCGAUGAAGACGACAUCUACGCCAAUGGAGCUAAUGGAGAUGGACUAGAAGCAGGGCGUCCGGAAAAGGUCAAGGUGAAGAGAAAAGCCUACGCCUAUCAUACGCACGGGGCCAAAGCAGGUCUUUUACGGUCCAAGAUGCUCAACUCCAAAGAGCCGCUGUACGAGUGCCACGCAGGCUGCUCAUGCUCCAAAGACUGCCCUAAUAGAGUGGUUGAACGCGGGCGAACCAUUCCGCUGCAAAUCUUCCGCACCGACGACAGGGGAUGGGGAGUCCGUACCCAGGUAGCCAUCAAAAAGGGCCAGUUCGUCGACCGUUAUCUCGGCGAAAUCAUCACCUCAGCGGAAGCCGACCGCCGCCGCGCCGCCUCGGCCAUCUCCAAGCGCAAGGACGUCUACCUUUUUGCGCUCGACAAGUUCACCGACCCGGAGUCGCUGGACCCGCGCCUCAAGGGUCCGCCGCUGGAAGUCGAUGGCGAGUUCCUGUCGGGCCCGACGCGCUUCAUCAACCACUCGUGCGAGCCGAAUCUGCGCAUCUUUGCGCGCGUGGGCGACCAUGCCGACAAGCACAUUCAUGAUCUCGCGCUGUUUGCUAUUCGCGACAUCCCUCGUGGCGAGGAGUUGACGUUUGAUUAUGUCGAUGGGGUGACGGAGGAUGGAGGAGAGAUGGGGAGUGCGAAUCCGGGGGAUAUGUCCAAGUGUUUGUGUGGAAGCCGUAAAUGUAGAGGAUAUUUGUGGUGA